This is a messenger RNA of Penaeus indicus, 3158 nucleotides long. Its product is annotated as piggyBac transposable element-derived protein 4-like. The record is from RefSeq and is a predicted model, not a curated record. The coding region runs from base 184 to 2319 and encodes 711 amino acids. Lineage: Eukaryota; Metazoa; Arthropoda; Malacostraca; Decapoda; Penaeidae. The transcript has 5 exons.
GUUUUGCUACUUUUAACUGAAAGGAAGUCACUAUGAUACCUUUGUAACGCUUGUUGUUUACAUGUUGGCCGAGCGAGCGAAUCGACGGAUCCAAAUCUUCCUUUUCGCCGUGGAAUUGGUAUCGAACUAGAUGUGACCAGAUUUUCAUAUCAAACUGACUUCAACUCCUGAAGGAUUUACAACAUGCCACAGAGGUCUCGACAUCAAGAUAGUAAUGAACCUGAUGAAUCAAAUGAUGACAUUUCUUCAUUCUUCAUCACAAUUAAGGAUGAGCCUUUCGAUGACUGGAGAGAUAUUAAUGAUUAUAAUGGGGAUAUCAGCCCAAUGCAAGUCAAGAAAGAAUCAAGUGAUCUGCAAGGCGAUGGAUUUUAUAACCUAGCUGUACAGCAACACCUGGAUGCACCAGCCACACUCCUGUCCACUGCAAAUGAGCAACAUAUCAUGGAUCCCAGUCAUCGCAAUGCUGUAAAUAUGGAUACUCCACAACCUCUAGACUCUUGCAUCGGCUCUGCUCCAUCACCCAUUGUUGCUAGCAGUUCUCCUGGCCAUGCCAAGCGUCCCAGUUUACCCAUAGACUCCUGUCUUUUGAAAGAAAAACAAAGGAGAUUGGAUACAUCUACUGAUAUAACUCAUCAGUUAGAAGAUUUGACUAAUGAUGACUUUGAAUUUUUAGAAGAUGAACAUAACACUAGUGAUUAUAUGCCAAGUGAUACAGAUGAUGCUGUUGAGGGGGAGGAUAUGCAGAGUGAUGAGGAAGUUGAUCCUGCCUCACUCCCAUGGGAAGGAGUAAUGGAAACAUUUUCGUGGACAGCUGGGGAUAAUUUUCAGCCUGAUUUUCCAGAGUGUGGUGGAGAAGAAGUUGGGAUUACAUCUGCUUUUCCAGUUGUUAAUGAUAAUGCCAGGGAAAUUGACUAUUUCCAGGCGUAUUUUGAUGGUGCCUUUAUGGAUUUUCUGUGUGAACAAACAAACAUGUCCCAGAAAUACAAGCAUGACCAUAACCCUACACCUAGCUCAGGGAAAAUGAGACGUUGGCAUGAUACAAGUGUAGGAGAAUUAUAUGUGUUUUUUGCACUGUUGAUGCUGAUGGGUCAUAUACGUAAGCAUGUGUUGAAAGAAUAUUGGAUACUAAAUGACAUUACAGCUACUCCAGUAUUUGCAAAAUAUAUGCCUAGAGACAGGUUUUUGUCAUUACUAAGAUUCCUCCACUUUGCUGACAACAGUCAUCCUAAUGCUGAGGAUAAAUUUUGGGAAAUACGUGAAUGCUUCACAAUGCUGAAAGAAAGAUUUGCAAAAUUUUUCCAUCCCUUUCAACGUCUUGUAUUGAAUGGUUCAUUUACACUUUUUCAUGGUCGUUUAGCCUUCAGACAGUAUGUUCCUAGUAGGAGGCACAGAUCUGACACUAAAAUUUUUGUUCUUUAUGAUUGUGAAACUGGAUAUGUGCUUGACAUGAUAUUAUGCACUACAGGUGAUUCUGACCUCAAGAAUGACUCGCAUGGAUUCUCUGCUGAGAUAGUGAAGAAAAUGAUGGAUCGUUACCUAGGUGGGAAGCAUAUCCUUUACACUGAUGAUUAUAAGACCUCCCCAAGCCUUACAGAAUUCCUUGAAAAAAACAGGCCAUGUGGCACAGUACCUGUAGAUAAGGAACAGCAGCAAGAGCUUGUGAAAGUUAUUCAUGGUGAAGGUCAACUGCAGAAGGCUGACAAGUUGCUUGCUAUAUGCAGGCAGGACAAACAGGGAGUAAAUGUACAAACUAUUAAUCAAAAGGGAGACAUGGUAGAUAGUUGUAAGAAGGACAAAACAACAGGGAAGCCUAUCAUGAAACCUGAAACUGCAUUGGAUUAUGGUAUACGGAUUUGCCAGGUUGACAAAAGCGAUUUGAUGGUUGGCAGCAUUGAAUGUGUUCGUCGUACUGUGAAAUGGUACAAAAGAAUGUUUUUACAUCUAAUGGAUAUCACAGUCCUCAAUUCAUAUAACUUGUAUGUAGUAAAAACUAACAAGAAGGUAUCACUUAGGAUCUUCAGCAAAAGACUCAUUGAACAGAUUUUGGAGACAUAUGGCGUGGUGCAGAGAAGGGCAAGAGGAUGCUCACAAGCUGGCCUCCCAGACAGACUCCUUGGUCGAGAUUAUGUAUCCCGUCACUUCCUUGAAGCUCUGCCACCCACUGCUGGGAAACCCAAGGCACAAAGACAAUGCCAUGUUUGCAGAAACACAACAAAGCGAGCUGGCCGGCGCAAAGAUGUCACAACAUGGUGUAAAGAAUGUGGUGUAGCCUUGUGCAUAAGUUGUUUCAAGGAAUACCAUACACUAAAAAUAUACUAAAGUGUAAGGUAACACUCUAUGCUAAAUAAGUUGUGUAAUACAAGAUACCAACACAAUAACAAGCUCAAAAGCUCAUUCCAAGUGUCCCUAACCACCAUCACCACCUACACACUGAGCUGAGUCGCCACCAACCACCUUAGCCACUGAUGAUGCACUGAGUACCAGCUGAGCCAGUCACUCACUCAUAUUGUCCCAUGUGCUGCAGGAUGAGAGUAAGUAUAUGCAUCUUUUUAAAAAAUAUUCUAAUAUAGUUUUAAGAUGUAAAUGAUUUCUGUGAUACUUUAUUUUCAUUUAAUUGUAUGUGCCUGUAAGGUGUGCUGUGUAUGAUAAUAAUAGUAUUAUUCUUUUUAUUUAUUUAUUUUUUUUUUCUGAUAGAAGAGGACACCCAAUAACUACACAAUUUGGUUUACUUUUUCUGUUUAAUUAGACCGUGACAAAAAUAUCCAGAGCUAUAUAUAAUCAAAUGCUUGCAGCAAACAUACUCCUUGUCAUAGAAACUUGAUUUUUUUUUUAUGUGAAUAAAUAAACAUCAAACAAUCAAACAAACAAAAAAUCAUUCAUGGCAGGAGGUUAAGGAGAUGAAGCCAGAAGAAAAAUUGAUGAAUGUUAAGACCAGUGCAGGGAUGAUGAUUACCCAGAAGAAAAAUUGAUGAAUGUUAAGACCAGUGAAGGGAUGAUGAUUACCCAGAAGAAAAAUUGAUGAAUGUUAAGACCAGUGAAGGGAUGAUGAUUACCUAAUAAGUUUUGCUUUUCAGUAAAGUUCAACUGCAUUCCAAAUUUAUUUAUAGAAAAAAAUGAGCCCUAAUUCAGCUUUAUAUGAAAUAUAGUAAAUUUGUUGU